Messenger RNA from Limulus polyphemus (Atlantic horseshoe crab), 588 nucleotides. RefSeq lists its product as uncharacterized. NCBI's taxonomy places the organism in Eukaryota, Metazoa, Arthropoda, Merostomata, Xiphosura, Limulidae. Gene Ontology annotation, biological process: lamellipodium assembly. Bases 70 to 588 code for a protein of 172 amino acids. Gene Ontology annotation, molecular function: actin filament binding. The transcript has 5 exons. The record is from RefSeq and is a predicted model, not a curated record. Gene Ontology annotation, cellular component: actin cytoskeleton.
AACCUAGAACGACGAAGACGUUGGAGUGGAAGCUCCAAAGACAUAGAAGUAGACGAGGAUGAGGAACUAAUGGAUGAAUUAGAACAGGGGGAAGAGCCUGUAGAUGAAGAUCCAAGGCUGAAGAAAGAGGAAGAAGAACUUUCCAAAAUUGCUACUGGGAUUGGCAAGGUAUUCUUAAAAACUGUAAAAGAAAGAGAAAAAAUACGAGCUUGGAAAAAGACUCACAUAGAUCCCCGGAAUGCCUCCCGCACUCCUUCAGCAAACCGAGAAGUAGCAAUUAGGAUGCGGUAUAACAAUCCUGUUAAUGCUUCCCCUUCUCGUGAUCUUGAUCAUCCACGACCCUGGGAUGAUGAUACAUUUGAUCGAGGUUCUGGGUACAGGUCAUCAGUUGGAAGGUCAAUAGGAACAACACCUACAUAUAAUGUUGUGUCAUCCUUACGUACAGUACCUAAACCAGGCUAUGGACUCUCAACUAAGUGUUCAACUUUACCAGUUGGAGGGAGAGAUUAUGUGGUUGCAUUUUAUCAGGUAGUUGCUACUUUAUUAAAAGAUGCUGGUAAAACAGCCAUGUUAUAUCCUGAUCCAUAA